Messenger RNA from Hyaloperonospora brassicae, 4704 nucleotides. NCBI's taxonomy places the organism in Eukaryota, Oomycota, Peronosporomycetes, Peronosporales, Peronosporaceae. The record is from the annotation of a GenBank genome assembly.
AUGAGCGCUGAUGAGUCUCCGCAGAACACUUCCGAGCAGCCGUUGCCGCCGCCGCAACAACAACAACAGGACGACGACGACAUCCUCGUGACGUCGCCCACCUCGUACGCGCUCCGCGAGUCCAUCCGCCGCACGUCGUCCUCGACCUCCGCCGAGAUGAACGCCUCGUCGCUGCGCUUGACGCCGAGCGCGGAACAGGGCCGCCUGCCGCGCUCCACGUCUCGCAGCAGCAUCUUCAGCCGACCACCGCCGCCGCCGCCGCCACCGCACGCGCCUCAGAUCUCGCCGGUGCUUCCGAGUGCUGGCGGCAGCUCACAGCGCAUGCCUCGGCCGUCGUCGAACCCGAACAUGGACAGCGCCCAGGAGCAGAACUCGGAAAGCAGCGGCGGUCGGCCCUCGGGCCACUCGCUCGGGCCGAACUCGAUGCAGUUUGGCGCGAGCCACCAGUUUGCCAAUACAUUGGGAGUGCCACCGUUUGCCGCCACUACUGGCGGUGGCAGCAGCCUCAAUCCUGCUGCCUCGACUGGUUCGGGAGGCAACUUGGACUUUAGCCAGACAGCGCCGAUAAACAGCCACGCGGGGAGCCGUCGCUCGGUGUCGAGACGCAGCAUCUUUAGCCGCGAGACGUUUAUGCUCACGCGUGGCGAGAAGGAGUCUCGGAUGAUGGUGCCCGAAGGAACGCCGAAGGAGAUUCGGUGCGAAGGGUACUUGACGAAACGAGGGCAUUUGUUUACAAACUGGAAGACGCGGUACUUUACGUUGCGCGGCAACGUGCUGGAGUACUACUCGGGGGAAGAGAAGAGCAAGAAGUACGGCGCUGUGACGGUUGAGAAGGUGGCGACGUGGUCGGGCGAAGCACAUGGAUUUAUGUUUUACACGACGAAGCAGAUACCCUACUACGUGUAUGCGUCGUCCGAGGCAGAGCGCGCGCGGUGGCUGCGUGCAUUGAAGUAUUUCAUGGUGGAGACGGAAGAAGUGAGCUGUGAAGGAUACUUGACGAAGCGCGGCCACCUGGUCCCGAGCCAGCGCAUGGCGUAUUAUGUGUUGAACGGUACGUCGCUACGCCACUAUGCGGACCAGCAGGCAUACCGUGAAAAUCAGUCAGCGAUGGCUGAUGUGGAAAUACGAUCUGUUGCGCCGUGGGAUGGGGAGACAAAUGGCCUGAUGUUCAUGACCGUCACGGGCAACGUGUUUUAUGUGAUUGCGGACACUGUUGGCGAGCAGCAAAAGUGGCUGGCGACUGUGAAGAAAUCGACAGCGAGCGUUCCCGAGCCUGUGUCGUGUGCCGGGUAUCUGACAAAGCAGGGUCAUAAGCGCAAAAGUUGGAAAAAGCGCUAUUUUAUUCUGCGAGGAAAUCUGAUCUCGUACUACUCGGAUUACGAUAUGGCAAAUAACACAAAGGGUAGACCUCUGGCUGAAGUGCUGGUCGAGGACGUGCAGAAGUGGGACGGUGAACCGUUUGGUUUCAUGUUUAUGACCAACGAGCAGGUGCCAUACUACGUGUACGCCGACAACGACCGUGAACGUAACAAGUGGAUGAAUGCACUGAACAAGCUAAACGCUGUAGAGGAGGAACCGCAGCUAGAAAAGAAGCGUUGCUCGAAUUGCAACGCAGUUCUUACUGGAUCUCGCUUUUGCGGAGCAUGUGGCUUUAACUUGCGCGGCACUACGCUGGGUGAGCAAUCGAUGCACGGACAGACUGGUAAUGGCGACGAAGAUGAAGACAUUGAUGGGCGCGACAUGGACGAUGAAACGACACCCUUUGAUGAGCUGGAAGCAUUAUCCGAGGGAGCAAGAACGCUCUUGCUUGCUGUAAUGCAGACCCCGGACGGUGUUGAUAUUGGCGAGAGGGACAACGCGCAUACUAAUUGGACAGCGAGGGGUUCUCCGCAGCCUGACCGUAACAAUAAUUCGGCCAUGUUUGAUCAGGACAUUGCGGAUACUCCCAGUGAAGUAGAUACCGAGCCAAAAGCAUAUGUGGACUCCGGCGACGAAGAUGGCAAGAGUGACUCGGAUGAGCUAGCGCCGACGCCUCGUUCGCCGGCGCGACGAGCUGGCGAAGAGUCGAGCAGUGGUGCGCCAUCUCCGGCGUCGUCACCACGCAAUUAUCGUGAAGCUCCAGCACCGGUCGCGGCUCCACCUACGCCGCCGAGAGCAAAGAAGGAAGCGCUGAAGCCAAACUUUGGCAUUGUAGAGCCUGAGCCCAAACGGAGCAGCUUCACUUCAUUCAGUGACUCUGAAGAAGAGUCCAAGGCAGAGCCGCCGUCUGCUCCCAGACCUGCCCGCGCAUCUUCACGGUCUUCAGCAGGUUUGCUCAUGGCUGGUAUGGGCCGCCGCAAAACGACUGCAAUGCUAGCGAUGGAGUCAAGUAGUAGUGAUGAGAGCGAGGAUGAUACGCAGCUUCCGACGAAGCCGCCUUCUGACGCGUACAAGAGGGAUGAGAACGAACAGAAGGACCACGGCGAGGAGGAGGACAAGGCGACUACCGACGCAGAAGAAGGUCACGAGCGCAAGAGUUCUGCUGACUCGUUGGAGCUGGACACUCGCGGCAUUUCGGCCUUCGACGAGCCCGUGCAGCUGCCGAAGCUCAAGCAUCCCGCGAACCCGUCUAUUCGGAAGAGCGAGCGCAGUGACAAGAAGGACAUUUACAAUUUCAUGGAGAGAGAGCUCGAUUUCACGCCACAGUUUGUGCCAUCGGCCGACUCCCCAGUGCGUUGCCGGUUCUAUAGUUCGAUGGCGUACACGACAGCAAAGAAAGUGAUAAUGUUUCUUUCCGAUUCCGGCCCUCUUGGCCUGUGGAAGCAAGAUCCGGAGAACGCAAAGUUGACGGUUGAUCACAAGUGGUCAAUGACGCCGUACUUCAGCCGUGCUCAAGAAGAAGGCUUUGGAAUUGUGGUAUGUAACCCGUUCUCUAACUCAGCUGUCGUGUAUGAGGCGGGAGGCUUCGAGCGUGAAGUUCCGAUUCCGAACUCUUCAUCACCGAUGGAGCAUGUCCUUUUCGUGUGGGAUCAGUUUAUUACGAAGUGCAAAGGCCAGGUGUCGAUCAUUGCGUAUGCGCGUGGCGGUGCGCUCGUGAAGUCGAUUUUGGAAACGUACGAACUAAGUGCGCGUGAGAAGAUUCACCGCGUUGCCCUGAUUGAGUCGAAGCACGAGAUCGACCACAGCGAAUCACCUGGUGUUUUGGAACUCCUCGGUCGCCGAUCGAUUAAUUGGGAGGCAUCAUACGAACCGCUUGGUGCGCAGAUCGUGGAUUCUCAAGCGCGUGUGAACUGUGUGUGUCUGUCCUUGGGGUUCAUGCCAUCUCAGGAAGCAGACAACACGCCGAAGACGCUGGAGAAGGCGGAAGACCCCGCAUUCGUAUUCAUUGCCGCGAACCCAAGCCAGCCCGGCAUGACUGCUGUAGUCAAGCACGUACGGUCGGAACUGCGCAGACUAAAGACAGCUCCAAAGGCCACUGGCCGCGCACCGAGACAGUCUAAUAUAAUCGUGAUCGGUGAAACGGACGGCGAUGGGCCGAGCGAUGUGUCAGUGAGCGCUGACGACGGUAAAAAUGUAAACAAGAUAAGUGAUAGUAACGAGGAUGACGAGAGCAAGAUCAAGGCCACGUACUAUCUUCCGAAACCGGUGUCGAAGCCCAAGCGUAACCCCGGACCUAGCGGCGUAAGUAGUGACAAGCAUCAGCGCCCGAUUUCGGACAAGGACUUUGAGCUGAUGAAAGUUGUUGGUCAAGGUGGAUUCGGUAAGGUCUUUCUAUGUCGGAAAGUCACGCCUCCUCGUCUGGGCGAGCACUACGCUAUGAAGGUGCUGAAGAAGCAACAGGUCGUUUCGUCAGGUCUCGUGAACACGACGAUGGCUGAACGCAAGAUUCUGACGGACAUCUCACAUCCGUUUGUUGUCAAGCUCCAUUACGCGUUCCAGAGUGAGUCAAAGCUGUAUCUCGUAAUGGAUUACCUCAGCGGUGGGUCUCUGGCCACGCACCUGCGUCGCCGCCGUAAGUUUCCGGAGGAGUGGGCUCGCUUUUACGCCGCCGAGGUCGCCGCUGCCAUUGCACACCUUCACAGUGCGAACAUCAUUUACCGUGACGCAAAGCUGGAAAAUGUGUUGAUGGACCACGACGGCCACGUGCGCAUCACUGACUUCGGUUUGUCGAAAGUUGGCGUCUCCGGUUUGAAGGGCGCUACAACCUUUUGCGGCACAGCUGCUUACAUCGCGCCUGAGCUGCUGAAGGGCAGGACAUAUGGCAAAGCUGCGGACUGGUGGUCGUUCGGCAUCUUGUUGUACGAGAUGAUAGGCGGAAAACCACCUUACUACCACCGCAACCGAGACAUUAUGUUCCAGACUAUUUUGAAGCAGGAUUGGGUCACCUUCUCGCCCAGCUUCUCGGACGCGGCGAUUUCGCUGAUCAACGGGCUGUUGACACGCGACCCAAUGAUGCGUCUUGGCAGUGGCCCGCGCGGUGCCGACGAGGUGUUGACGCAUCCGUUCUUUGACAGCAUUGAUUGGCCGGAGCUGUUGGAGCGCCAGGUGCAACCUCCGUUCAACCCGGGCGUUGGCAAGAUGGACACGCACUACGCACCGCGCAACAUGAACGAGAUCACAGCGCGUGAUCGUGCGCCGAGUGUGAUGAUGGCAAAAACUGACCGUCCGAACGACUUCGACGGGUUUAGCUUUGUCGGGCGGCCGUCUUCGCUCUCGAAUGUGUGA